Molecule: messenger RNA, 3010 nt
Organism: Aedes aegypti (yellow fever mosquito)
Lineage: Eukaryota; Metazoa; Arthropoda; Insecta; Diptera; Culicidae
Product: tetraspanin-33
Exons: 3
Coding region: 436-1272 (278 amino acids)
Biological process (GO): protein maturation; protein localization to plasma membrane
Cellular component (GO): membrane
Source: RefSeq, a predicted model, not a curated record
UCAGUCAGUCAUCAAAUCGAAUCUCCCACAUCAGAGCAGUCAACCAUUAUUACGCGGACGGAGCUGUGGGGGAUCGAAAAAAAAUCUUGUGUUUUGUGCAAUAUUUUCCAGCAGAACGCUGGACUGGUGACUAAUCAGAUCAGUGCUCAAAUCGAAUGCAAAGUUACCAUAUUUUCCGGACGCUGCCAGCCGUUUUCUUUCCCCGAGGGUGCUUGAUUGGUCAAUUUGGUUGGAUAGUGUUUCCUUGAAAUAGUUCCAACAAGCAUCCCACGGUCAGUUAGACGAGAAAUAUAAGCAUAAUUUCGCGUUUCGUUGCGUUUGAAGGUGGGCGCAAGCAAAGAGGGGAGAAAAACGACAGCCCAGCCAAAGCUGUAACCGGAUUAAUUGCGAAUUUGCGUUGGGUGGUGCCGUAGAACUAGAACAUUGGCCGUCGGAAUGCCACCCUACCGCUACCCGACACAGAACUUCACUUACGUGAGUUCUUGUGUAAAGUAUAUGAUAUUCCUGCUGAAUUUUAUAUUCUGGCUGUUCGGAGGGUUGCUGAUCGGAAUAGGAUUCUAUGCCUUCGUGGACAAAUGGCAAGCUACCGGAUUGAUUAAGCUGGAGACAGUGUACGACAUUGUGCUCAACAUAUCGCUGGUGAUGAUCAUUGCCGGAGGCAUCGUAUUCGUGGUCAGCUUUGCCGGAUGCUUGGGAGCUUUACGGGAAAAUACCUGUUUGCUGAAGUUCUACUCGUUGUGUUUGCUGAUGUUCUUCCUGUGCGAAAUGGCCGUGGCAAUCGUUGGAUUCGUGUUCCCUCAUAAGAUGAACAUUGUACUGGAGGAUUCGUUUACAGACAAAAUCAUAACCACCUACCGGGACGAUCCGGACCUGCAGAACUUUAUAGACUUUGCCCAGCAGGAGUUCCACUGCUGUGGAUUGAGCAACGAAGGCUAUCUGGACUGGGGAAAGAACGAGUACUUCAAUUGCUCUUCCCCCAGCGUAGAAAAGUGCGGCGUUCCGUACAGUUGCUGCAUCAAUGCCACCGAUAUCUCGUCCGGCCUGGUCAACAUCAUGUGCGGAUACCACAUCCAGCAGCAGUCGGUGGCCGCGGCCAGUAAAAAGAUCUGGACCAGCGGUUGCAUCGAGAUUGUGCGCGUCUGGGCCGAACGGAAUCUCUAUCUGAUAGCGGGCAUUGCGCUCGGAGCGGCCCUCAGUCAGCUGUUCGUGAUCUACCUGGCCAAAACGCUCGAAGGUCAGAUCGAUUUGCAGAAAAGUCGCUGGUCGUCGUGAGCUUACGUGGGUUGGGGCGGCGGACGACCGGUUUAAAGCGUUUGAGCGCGUGCGCAAGACGAUACAUAAUGAACUGAAAGACUAUGAAUCUUUAUUCCAUCGAUUCCUGUGUGUAAUGGCGAGCGAAGGAAGAACUCCUUGAGUUGACCACGUACUGUGACUACUAUUUUAAGCGUUGUUUGCCCACCCGAAAUAAUGAAGCUGAGCUGGAGCCCAUAUCUGCCGAUAGCAUAUACGUAAGACCGGUCGGGAAUCUCCUGUAUGUGAAAAAAAAUCCGAAAAGCCACAUUAUAGCGUCUAGUAUCUCCUCUAAAGAUGUAUUAGUGUUUACGUUCAAAAGAAAAAAAAACUAGAAAUUUAGGAAAUUCAAAUACACAAAUAUCCUCACUUGUUUUUGAAUGUAAAGGCAAGGCGUUGCCGAAAUACUGAUGGAACUCAUAUUUUUAACUUGAGAGAAUAAUGCAUUUUAUGCCGGAAGAUAUUUUAAGGACUCUUGAAUGCUCUGAGAAAAUGUAGAAAAACUGUGAUCGACUGAUUGCUAUAACUUUAAACGAGUUAUUUUUCCGAUAGCUCCAAUCCGGUGAGUUGAUGGUCACUGUCAAUGCAGAAUCGUGUCUCUAAUCUGAAAAUAAAAUGAGAUUAGUUUGCACUAGAGUAGAGCAGAUUUUUGCUUCAUGCAAUACAUUUUUCUAUAAUUUUAUGUUUUCAAUCUCAGAUCUUACCAAUUCUAAACCACAACUCCAGUAUUCCUUAAAAUUCAAAAGUUCAAAGAUGUUUUUUGUUGCUGUUUCAAAUGGCAGUAAUCCCUGUUUCAUUGGCAGUAAAGUUAUCUAUUUAGACCAGAUGUUCAUUAGACCUCUCUAGGUAAUUGGGUCAAGCAAUCACGAAUUCUUCGUUUUCGUAAGUGUUUGACGUUUCAAGAUAGCGCAUUCUAACAGAUUUACAUCUCAACAUCGUUUUUCCACGAUGGAGAAACCAAAAAUAUGUGUGUUUUUUGUAUUUAUAAACUGCUCUCACCUAUAUUUUGUUGUCCACAGUCCUUCAUAUGUAACAGUGCACGAUUCUGCAUUGAGAAUGGAAGUCAUACUCUAGCUCAUUCCUUUUAGUAUUAUUUGUCUAACUUCUGCAAGACUCAAAGCAAUCGUAACUUUUACAAACCAUUUUUCACAGAGCGUUUAAUAUCAAAAUCAAAAGAAUGAAAAUUUACCAAGAAUGACUUGUUCUUUUCUAAGUAUUAUCCAUCACUUGCUUCACGGUUCAAAGCACAAUUAAAUCAAAAUUUGUCUAAUUUUAUAUUUAACUAGAAGUUAUGAGUGAGUUAUAUAAGUCUGCGUUUGAACCUUUUUAGCUGACCUUUUCAGUAAUAUGUUCCUUAGAUCACAUUAAAACUCUCUAAACUAACACGAACUUUCAUUCAACACUUGUACUAUCGAUUAACUACAAAACUGACGAAUGUGUUUCAUCUUAGAGUCUAGUAAGAAAACAAAAAAGAUUACUCUGAAAUAUUUAGAUAGCAAGAGCAACCAACAAAUGCAUGUGGCUCCUUGAAACAAAAAGGGAGAAAACAUAGGAAGUGGUUAAAAUCUGUGAACAAGCAGUUCAAGUGGAGAUAGGAAUAGACUUAUUAUUAUAUUGAAAGCUAUGUCAUUAUUUGUAAAGCUCAAAGAUAGCCUCUAGAAUUUCCGACUACAGAGAACCGAUAAAUGAACAAAUAAACAUUACUGCUGGUGUCAUAAAA